Molecule: messenger RNA, 2210 nt
Organism: Carcharodon carcharias (great white shark)
Lineage: Eukaryota; Metazoa; Chordata; Chondrichthyes; Lamniformes; Lamnidae
Gene: nudcd1
Product: NudC domain containing 1
Exons: 11
Coding region: 361-1956 (531 amino acids)
Source: RefSeq, a predicted model, not a curated record
ACAGCCGGAAGUGAGUGAUGGCGGCUGCGAAUUGUUCCCUCAGUGUCUGCCGGCACCUCCUCGACCCCAAGUUUGACAGUUACAAACUCUCCCUGGAGACGCUGCCCAUUUACACUGUGGAGUUAGAUGACGAUCCCACAACCUUACCACAGCAGGGAGAGUGCAAAUACUGGGCCAAGACUAACAGUCUGAAAGAAGGAGAGAGACAAAUAGAUAAACUGGAAGAGAGAGAGAGACAGAUGAGCAAAGAAAUCCAUGGGAAGGAAUGGAAAUGUUCUGUUGCACCAACCUUAUUCCACCUGUCAAUAGCGAGCUGUAGCUGAAGUGAAACUUCGAGAGGAUCAGUACACCCUGGACCAUAUGUGUGUUUUUGGCAUGUACAACUAUCUGCAUUGUGACAGGUGGUAUCAAGACAGUGUCUAUUAUAUUGAUCAGCAUGAGAGAGUCAUGCACCUGGCUAUCACUUUGGAUACUGCAAUAAGUAAACCCAGGGAGGUGUUCCGGCUAUCACCGGAGAUUAAAUCCUGUGAUACUUUGGUCUGUGCUUCUAUGCAUUUUACGUCACCCACAUGGGCAGCCUUGUCAGAUGGAACAGGAAAGCUGUAUCUUCUCCGAACAAGCAAACGUGGAGCAAAUAACAUUGAGAAGUGGGAGAUAAUGUUCCAGCAAGAACUCGGGGAACCUUUUGUGAUAGUUCAUAGUCAUUCUUAUCUGAAAGCAAGUGCCCACUCAGUUGAUGUUGUUUUACUCAAGACAGAGAAGGACGAAUCAAACGUCAGAGGAAGUGGCUUCCAUUCAGCUGUAGAUUGGCUGACCAUCACUAGUGCAAGCAAUGAGAGCAACAAAUAUGAAGUUUCAAGGCACCGAAUCCUGCAUGGAAAACUGGCUCCGCACUAUGCAGCUGUAGAGCAGGAUGGCACCAGCCUGAUGAUAGCUUCUGACAAACCCUUCAAGUUUGUGCAGAUUGAUGGGAAACCUUUGGAGGAGCACAAGGUGGAGAAGAUGGACAUCAGCCAGAAAAAAGAACCGGUAUAUUAUUGGCAGCAGACGGAUGAAGAUCUGACAGUAAACAUUCAACUACCAGAUAACACCACAAAACAGAACAUAGACUUCCAGUUGUCACCAGGUCACUUGCAAGUUGGAAUGAAAGGACAAGCCGCUUUCGUAGAGGGCCAGUUGUACUCUUCAGUUGACCAUGGCCUCAGCACUUGGACAAUUAAUGACAAUAGCUUGGAGAUUUUCUUGUUAAAGAAGAUUAGAGGAGUGACGUGGCCUCAACUCCUCAUUGGUGACAGAAGAGGCGAAUUCAUCGUGGACCCUGAUCAGGCUUCUCAGCUAAAUGAGUGUUUGCUGAACCUAACCUCUGAAGAACUGAAUGCAGACCCUGAUAAAGACAAGCCACCCUGCAAUGCCAAUGAGCUGGAAGAGUGUGAUCGAUUCCCAGAUGAUACUGCCAGUUUAACUCGAUUAGAUGCCAACUUGUUGAAAGCUACCCAUGUGGUUAAUCUGAGCAGUCACCAGUAUCUGUUCACAGCAGUGGUGGAUCCGGCUGAGAUGCCCUGCUUGUGUCUACGUCACGAUGUUGAUGCACUUCUGUGGCAACCACACGCACAACAGGAGAACAUGUGGGAGCACAUUGGAACAUUCAAUGCUUUAGGCUAUGUUCAGGCAUCUAAACGCGAGAAGAAGUUUUCGACGUGCGCUCCAAACUACUCCUAUGCUGCUCUGUGUGAAUGUUUCCGCCGAAUCUUCAUUUACCGCCAGCCCACGCCUGUUCAGACCACACUUUACAACCGCAAGGAGGCAAGGCACGUGGGGCAAGUUGCCAAGCAGCAGGUUGCCAGCUUGGAAACCAAUGAUCCUGUGCUGGGUUUUCAAGCUACAAAUGAGAGGCUGUUUGUUUUAACAAGGAAGAACUUGUUUGUAAUUAAAGUAAAUGCAGACAACUCUGAGUGAAAGCAAUGCAAUAGUUUGGAGGAUUUCAGGACACCAUGUAAAGCAGUUUGUUACAGUUCUAGUUUAGAUUAGCUUCCGAGUUGCAAAACACAUGGUAUUAUCUGUUCAUAUAGCUCCAGUUACCCCAGAAUUAUUAUUCUGGGUUUUUAUUACUUAGAGCAGACCCCUGCACAGAUGUGGCAGAUUGUGCUUUAUAUAAAUGACACUGCUUGGCGAUGCAUAAUUAAAAAUGGCUUCACAUUUUGGAAUCCCAA